Messenger RNA from Phacochoerus africanus (Common warthog), 3829 nucleotides. It is a transcript of the gene IL13RA1, whose product is annotated as interleukin 13 receptor subunit alpha 1. Lineage: Eukaryota; Metazoa; Chordata; Mammalia; Artiodactyla; Suidae. Gene Ontology annotation, cellular component: external side of plasma membrane; membrane. Gene Ontology annotation, biological process: cytokine-mediated signaling pathway. The transcript has 11 exons. Gene Ontology annotation, molecular function: protein binding; cytokine receptor activity. Bases 174 to 1445 code for a protein of 423 amino acids. The record is from RefSeq and is a predicted model, not a curated record.
CCUCCACCCGCGCCCGCCGCCAGGGGUUACCUGCGGCCGGUGGGCGGGGCGGCCCUUCCCGUCUGCGCCGGCCCCCGGCCUCCAGGGCGGCGGAGCCGGGAAGUGGGAGAGGGAGCGGAGGAGGCGGAGACUGCCGCGGCUGCUGCCCGGCCGGGCUCCGAGCGAGGGGCUGCAUGGAGCGGCCGGCGCGGCUCUACGGGCUGUGGGCGCUGCUGUUCUGCGCCGGCGGCGGCGGGCUGGCCGCGCCCGCAGAAACUCAGCCACCUGUGACGAAUUUGAGUGUUUCUGUCGAAAACCUCUGCACAGUCACAUGGACGUGGAAUCCUCCUGAGGGAGCCAGCCCGAAUUGUAGUCUAUGGUAUUUUAGUCAUUUUGGCAACAAACAGGAUAAGAAAAUUACUCCAGAAACACAUCGUUCAGAAGAAGUGCCCCUGAAUGAGAGGAUUUGUUUACAAGUGGGAUCCCAGUGCAGCACCAAUGAAAGUGAAAAGCCUAGCAUUUUGGUGGAAAAGUGCAUCUCACCCCCUGAAGGUGAUCCCGAGUCUGCUGUUACUGAGCUACAAUGCGUUUGGCACAACCUGCGCUACAUGAAGUGUACCUGGCUCCCUGGAAGGAAUACAAGUCCUGACACUAAUUAUACUCUCUACUAUUGGCACAGCAGCUUGGGACAAAUUCUUCAGUGUGAAAACAUCUAUAGAGAAGGUCAACACAUUGCUUGUUCCUUUGCUCUGACUAAGGUGAAGGAUUCCAAUUUUGAUUCCAGUGUCCAAAUAAUGGUCAAGGACAAUGCGGGAAAAAUCAGACCAGCCUUCAGCAUAGUGCCUUCAAGUUCUCAUGUGAAACCUGAUCCUCCGCAUAUUAAAAGUCUCUCUUUCCAAAAUGGUGACUUGUAUGUGCAAUGGAAGAAUCCACAGAAUUUUUAUAGCAGAUGCUUGUCUUAUCAAGUAGAAGUCAAUAACACCCAGGCUAAGACACAUGAUAUUUUCUAUGUUGAAGAGGCCAAAUGUCAGAAUUCAGAAUUUGAAGGGAACCUAGAGGGUAUGAUUUGUUUCAUGGUCCCCGGUGUUCUUCCUGAUACUUUGAACACAGUCAGAAUAAGAGUCAAAACAAAUAAGUUAUGCUAUGAAGAUGACAAGCUCUGGAGUAAUUGGAGUCAAGCGAUGAGUAUAGGUCAAAAGGCCAAUCCAACAUUCUACAUAACCACAUUGCUCAUCAUUCCAGUCAUUGUUGCAGCUGCAAUUAUAGUCCUUCUGCUGUAUCUGAAAAGGCUCAAGAUCAUUAUAUUCCCUCCAAUUCCUGAUCCUGGCAAAAUUUUUAAAGAAAUGUUUGGAGACCAGAAUGAUGAUACCCUGCACUGGAAGAAGUAUGACAUCUAUGAGAAGCAAACCAAAGAAGAAACUGACUCUGUAGUGCUGAUAGAAAGCCUGAAGAGAGCCGCUCAGUGAUGGGGAUAAUUUAUUUUAACCUUCAAUGUGACCUUGUGAAGAUUCAUUUCGUUCUCCAUUUGUUAUCCGGGAACUUGUUAAAUGGCAACUGCAGCUACUGGACCAUUUAAAAACAGGCAGCUCAUAAGAGCCACAGGUCUUUAUGUUGAGUCGUGCCCCGAAAAACCAAAGAUAAUGGGCCCUUUGGAGAAAAGAGUGGAGUCCUUCUCGUUGCAUUAUAAAAGCAGACAUCUUUUGCAAAGGCUUCAAACUAGGGGACAAAAGCAAAAAGCGAUGAUGGCAGCCAAGUUAGUCUUAUCAAGAGGUGUGACAGCUUCCUGAGGGAUCUCUGCCUGCUUUGUAUUCUUUGUCUCAAAUAAUACCAACAGGUUUUAUUUAUAGGAGAACUCAUGUUGGGUACAAAUGCUAAAGUCAAAGUUGAGUCACGGACAACAUCUAGCAAACAAAAUUGAUAAAAUCUGUUAUCCAUUGCUUGGGAGCCCAUUGAGUAAUGGCUCUGGCUAUUAAAACUCUUAAUCGUCCAGAAUCACCAUCCCCUUCAGCAGCAUUUUCCUCUGCUUUGAAAGGCCCAGGCAUCCGUGUUGGCCGUGGUGAUGAUGACAGAAAAAGCAGAGGCAGCUUCUUUACCAAGACCUUUCAAAGCCAUCGCAGGCUUUUAGUGGCAGUACAGGCGGAACGACUUACUGGCUCUUAGAGUUUGAACCACAGUCCCUAAUGAAGUAUUAUUUUCUUUGCUUCACCUCUGCUACCCAAAUCAAGCAUUUACUCCUCGCCCAGAUCAUACUAGGCCCACGGGUGUGAGGCACAGACUCCCUGAAAGAAUUGACAGUCAGGUUGGGGCUCCUCAGGUCUUUCUCCCCACCAGUCAUUUCCCGGCCCUUUCAGCUCCCCAGUCCCAGCCCGUCUGCAUCUCCCUCGUUCCCUUCUCCAUAGUCUUUGACCCUCAGUAGCAAUUAGAUCAUAAAUCUGCUCAGAACACCUAGUGGAGCAGGGAGUAAAUUGCAUCUCAGGUAAAGUGUGAGUCGACUGAGAAACCAUGACUAAGUUCCGAAUAUUUUGUCACUUCUGUGUGAGUCUGCGUUUCUUUGAGGGUUUGCAGCAUUUAGUAUUUCUCUACGCAUUUUCUAACAGAAAGAAGGUAUUAUCUUCACCUAGAACUCUACUGUUUGCUUGAGAAAAAAAAAAAUAAUAGUCGUCUUUCUCUUUUCCCUUAUUCCCACAAAUGGUUGUUAGUAGGUUUCAUUUCUUGUAUUCAUAGCCAGCCCGCCAAAGCUCCAAUGUUUGUUCAUUUGUUUGUUUGCAUAUGUUAGGGCUCCAUUCUCACUCAUCCCCGCAACAUAUCCAUAUAUAUGUAUAUAUAUAUUCCCUCUACUCCUCCUACUUCCCCCAAAUUUCCAGUUUGGAAAUGAGAAGUUCCCCUCCCGUGUUUCUGUGCUCACACAGGUAGACUCAGAUUACUGGUAGGAACUUGAGAACUUUAGAGCACAAGUUCUCCAAACAGUCAUUCAUCCGUUUGUUCUCAUAAGGCUACUUCCAGUUCCUGCUCUUAGGGGAAGGGAGAACAGAGAUCCCUGCUCUUUACAGGUUGGGGCAAAAAGUGGCAACGUGCUGGCACCACAGUGGAGGAGCACUAUGCCCCGGGAAUUUUUGAGGAAGUUGGAGUUCAUGGCAGUGGGAGAUGUCAAGGGGUUUCUUCCCUGUGCUUUUGUUUUUGAGGUCAGGUUGAGGCCGGGAGACAGGCAUGGUGUUCCGUUUUGUCUUACUCUUCUCUAAAAAGAAUAUUUGAUUUUCCCGUGUAAGGAUGAGAUUACUUCCUAGCCAGGUCUUAUAAUUCUGAGAAACAAAACACCUAAGUGCCUCGACCAAAGCCAUUUUUCCUGUCAUCCGAUUUAGGUGGCAUUGGGGAGGAUACUUUGAUAUUCUGAUUACCCAAGGAACAAUGGCAGUCCUGCAGCCUGGGAGAGGGGAAAUUGUGUGUUUUGUUUCCAUCUUGCUCUUGUAGCAGUAAACUAGUUGAGGGAAAGGGGGGGGCAGUGAAUUAUGGGAGUACCUAUGGUGUUUUAUAAUGGCUGCAAAGUGAUCCCCAGGUCCUGAGAGCUUUAAUACAUCAGUGGAAUUCCCAUGACCUAUAGGAAACGAGUAGAUUCAUGUACUCUUUUAUGUCUAACCUAUAUGGAUUUUUUUUCUCCACAUAUCUAAGUAAACUCAUUAUAAGAAUGGUCAUUCUGAUUCUUUCAUUCAGAUAAGUUUUUUCUUCAUCUGGGCACUGAAGGGAUACGUGAAACAAAGUUAACAUUUUUGGUAAUGUCUUCCGCUGGGGAUCAUUUUGUUUAGCUUCUUAUAGGAAAGCUUGAGUAAAAUAAAUAUUGUCUUUUUGUAUGUCA